Molecule: messenger RNA, 3017 nt
Organism: Micropterus salmoides (largemouth bass)
Lineage: Eukaryota; Metazoa; Chordata; Actinopteri; Centrarchiformes; Centrarchidae
Gene: tab3
Product: TGF-beta activated kinase 1 (MAP3K7) binding protein 3
Exons: 7
Coding region: 431-2269 (612 amino acids)
Cellular component (GO): extracellular exosome
Molecular function (GO): ubiquitin binding
Source: RefSeq, a predicted model, not a curated record
CACUAAUGUCAGCUUUUUAGGCGAAACAGUCCCCUUUACAAACGGGUUGAAGGGAUCUGAACCAACCCAACCAACGGAGACACUAGCCAAUCAGAGGAAGAACUGUCGGAAAGCUGAUGGGGGGAAAAAAUAAAUAACGCGUCCAGCCGAUUUGAACGACUUCCUGGUCCGGCAAAAUCUUACAUUAUCGCGAUAUACAGCCUGUUGCGAUUCAGUGGCUGGGGCCUGACGCUGGAAUGCGAAACUACAAGUUAUUUAGCCGAAACAAUCAAUUGACAGAUCUCGGCGUACCACUUCAGAAAUAUCACAGCUCUCGUCGGGACUCAGCUAUGGUCCGGGACAUGAGGGACAGUCACAACAUAUGGGGAUGAAACGAGAUCGGUUAUAUCAGCAUUUGCCGCUUUGGGCUCGUUGACUCUGUGGGCUGAGGAUGGCGCAGGGAGGCUCUCAGCUCGACUACAACAUCCUGCAGGACCUCAAACAGCGUUUCCCAGAGAUCCCAGAGGGGGUAGUGUCACAUUGCCUUCUGCAGAACAAUAAUAACCUGGAUCUCUGCUGCCACCUGCUGGCUCUGGAGAGUAAUAGAUACCUGUAUGGAGACUUCCAUCACAGUCCGGAGGAGGGACGGCUGAGCCGAAACCAUAUGCUACACAUUAGCCUGGGCUACCCAGGCUCAGAGGCAAGCAAGGCAAAUGGAGGAGCAGCAGGUGUAGGGCGCUCCCUAGUGCACAGCACCAGUGAUAGUCACAUCGAACCCCAGCGGCCCAGUUACCCUGAGCCACUGUCGGCCCCUGCCACCAUGGCCCCCUCCCCAGGUUACAAUCCUUUCUUCAUGAACGAUCAGAGCCGGUCUGCUAGCACUCCCACCCCUCCACCCACAAUUCAGGGCAUGUCUCCUACAUACUCCCCAGUCCCACGUUAUACUAUGAACCCUAUAACAGUCACACUUGCGCAAAGUAUACCCAGUGUCCCACAGGCUCUGCAGAUACCUCCGGGGCAUUACGCUAACAGCACCCUGUAUAUUCGACCCUCGCCCUCCCAGAGUCCACAGCCGGCACCCUGGUCCUCCUCAGGGGCACCCGUGUAUCAGCAUCAGCAGUCCCCCUACAGUACUCCCACAUAUGGUUCUCCUUACAGCUCCCCGCAGCAUCAGGUCCAGCCACCACAACCACAGCCCCAGCCUCAACCCCAGCACCAGCAGUACGUCUUCCUCCCGAUUAGCUCCCCAAACGUUCCCAGCAUGCCCUACCAUCACCAGCAACAACCCCAGCAACAGCCAGCAAUUUACAGACCCUACCACACAAAAAGUUCCCUAAAGAACCCAAUAGAAAUUACCCUGGAGGGUCCACGACCUCGCAGCAACUCUCCUGUACACAAUCCCCACUCCCAGGGAGCGCUUUACAUGGCCACCAGCCCCUCGCCCAGCUCCCCUUCAAGGGGUAUUGCGAUGAGUGGACCUCCUGGCCCAGCAACCUUCCACCCUGGGAUGUACCUGCAGCAUCAGGGCCCUGCAAGGCCUCGGCCUGCCUCCUCUCCUCAACCGGGCCAGUCAGCCUACACCUUCAAAAUCAAAGUGUCCCCUGGAGGCCAGGCCCAGAGGCCACUAAGCUCACCUCCUGUGGCUGAAGCAGAGUCUCUUCUGAACAUAGUAGACCAAGGGGAGCACAAUGCAGCCCCAGCACCCAUCUUGCCCAUCUCUGCUCUACCAGGGAACGUUGCCAGUCAAUUUCAGCAUAUGCCUCGACGUUCAAGUUCAGGCUCUGAUGACUAUGCCUACACACAAGCUCUACUGCUCCAUCAGCGGGCCAGGAUGGAGCGUCUACUGAAGGAACUGCUGCUAGAGAAGCAGAAACUAGAGCAACUCAAGGCCGAUGUCAACAAUAUGGAAUAUGACGCCCUUCAAAGACGCUUUCGACGAGUCAACUCCACCAGUUUGAUACCCAAACCUGAAGAGAUGACCCGAUUGCGGAGUCUGAACAGACAGCUUCAGAUUGAUAUCGACUGUACCCUGAAGGAGACAGAUCUUCUGCAGUCUAGAGGGAAGUUUGACCCAAAAGCAAUGAACAACUUUUAUGACAACAUUCAGCCAGGUCCAGUGGUUCCGCCCAAACCUGGGAGGAAAGAAGAGGAGCAGGGCUCCAAGCCAGUACCAGGGCCCCAGAGGGACGAGGACUUCGAAGGCGCCCAGUGGAACUGUGAAAGCUGCACCUUCCUCAACCACCCUGCACUCAACCGCUGUGAACAGUGCGAGAUGCCGCGCUACACUUGAGCUUAGCGCUGUGCUGUAUUGCCCGCCCCUGCCCCGUCCCUUGCCAAUCAUUGGAUAGUAAAAGCCGACCCCUCCAAAAUCUGCAGAAUCUAUCUAGAGGUCUUCCCCUGUCAAUCAAUAUAUAAGCCCCUCUUACCUGCUGAGGAAGAGCCACUAUCCCUCUCUGCCCACUUGUCCUGCUCCCAUCUACUACUUCUGUGCACUUUGACCCUUGUUUCCAUUGGGGGAUGAUGAUCCUUUUUUUUUUUUUAGGACAGCAGGAGACUCUUCUCAUGUCACAUGUAUAGAAGAUGGAGUGACACACUGCGACUCUGGCAGUGGGUAGGAUGGGGCUUCAGAAAGGUCAAAGUGAUUGCCGACUGAGGAGCUACGGAUUACCUAGAGAACAUUCCACACAGAAUGAGUGGCUGCCCUGUUUACACAAAGUACCCAUUCCUGAACUCAAAAUGGAGGCACUUCCACUUUAUUCCAGGACCUGUAACUCCCUCUCUGACAGUGGAACAAUGAAAGCAAUGGUAUAUGUAUACUCUAAUGCGAAACGUAGACUGUACACUGUAUCUGGCUCUGUAUUGGAGCUCAUUUCACUGAAGGAAGAACACUAAAGACACUUGCAUAUGAGUAUAUUCCUGGUACUUUUAUGCAUAUUAUGCCACCCUGUAUUAUGUGUUCGAAAGAUGUUGAUGAUUUCCUGUGCAAAUGCCUCAACUUGCUGUACUUAAUAAAGGAGCUGAUUCUAUGUGACUUGACC